CUGAUUGAGAACAACUUGGCAGUUACCACUGCCAGUUCAUUUUUAAGGAGUUACUAAUUAGUUUUACAAUUUUUCCCUUUAUUUUGCUGAUACAUUACUUAUUAUUUACAAUAUAUUUGAUUUGAAACCAUUUAAUAUAUAAAAAUUCAUAAUUUUGACUCAAUUUUUUUUUAUUAGUUCUUUGUAAUAAUGUCAUCUAGAGGGCCAAUGAUAGCUGGUUCAGAUGGAUCAGAUUUUACCCAUCGACAAAAAGUUGCUGACCAUUAUAAACUUAGUGUACAGAAUAAGAGUCGAUUGAAGUAUUGUAUUUUAUUUCAUUAUUUAUUAUUUUUUCUAAUGGUUGCUAAAUUAUGUCCUGAUGUACUCGAUAGAUUAGAUAUAUUUGUAUUAGAAAUUGAAGAACUUGAAAUACCCAAGCCAUUGUUUUGGGAAUACUUAUGGUGUUUAAGUUUACCUGCAUCAUUUUUAGCAUUACGAGCAAUCAAACAUAAUUGUGUACGGAAUAUUUCACUUUACAUAAAAUGGAUUAUUUUAUUAGGGAUAUUACCUGUAGUAUAUGCCUUUUUUUACUACCUAUCAGAUGUUUAUAAAUUCAUAACAGAAAGUCCAAAUGAUUCAAUACUGAAAUGGAGAAAUUUCCCAUAUGGCAUUUUGUGGUAUAUAUUUAUUGCAUUAGCAGUUCAAAUUCAUGGUUUUUCCAUACAUUUUGCUUCAAAUCUAAAAACUGCUUGGGUUGCCAGAGGAACCGCACAAAAAAGAAAAUAAUUGGUUUAAAAAUUGUUGUGAUUGAUUAAAAUUAUGUUACAGAGUUUUUAUAUUGUAGAUAAAUUUUAAUAAAAAAAAAGUUGUUAUUUCAUUAAUUUUUAUUAAUAAAAUUAAUUAUAUUUUAAUUGAAAAAUUAAAAAUUGUUAACUUAUUUUUUUUAUAAGAUAAAAAAGUUAAUUGUUUUUAUAUACAUUAGUUAAAAAUUAUAAAUUUAUAUUUUGUAGAGUAACAAUGAU
This is a messenger RNA of Daktulosphaira vitifoliae (grape phylloxera), 1001 nucleotides long. RefSeq names its product protein jagunal (gene jagn). Gene Ontology annotation, biological process: endoplasmic reticulum organization; vesicle-mediated transport. Gene Ontology annotation, cellular component: endoplasmic reticulum membrane. The record is from RefSeq and is a predicted model, not a curated record. NCBI's taxonomy places the organism in Eukaryota, Metazoa, Arthropoda, Insecta, Hemiptera, Phylloxeridae. The coding region runs from base 190 to 765 and encodes 191 amino acids. The transcript is spliced from 4 exons.